Molecule: messenger RNA, 2143 nt
Organism: Microcebus murinus (gray mouse lemur)
Lineage: Eukaryota; Metazoa; Chordata; Mammalia; Primates; Cheirogaleidae
Source: RefSeq, a predicted model, not a curated record
GGAAGCUGUCCGGACUGGGAAGUUUGGAUGUGGGGGCUGGGUGGCCGGAAGGGUAGAACUGCUAGAACAAGUUUUCCACUUGUCUACAAGAGUUGAGCCCAGCAAAACAAAAUGCAAGGGGAGCCAAACGCGAGUGCUUCCCUUAUUGACAGGACCAUCAAGAUGAGAAAAGAAACCGAAGCUAGGAAAGUGGUUUUAGCCUGGGGGCUCCUAAAUGUAUCUAUGGCUGGAAUGAUAUACACUGAAAUGACUGGAAAAUUGAUUAGUUCAUAUUAUAAUGUGACAUACUGGCCCCUCUGGUAUAUUGAGCUUGCCCUUGCAUCUCUCUUCAGCCUUAAUGCCUUAUUCGAUUUUUGGAGAUAUUUCAAAUAUACUGUGGCACCAACAAGUCUGGUUGUUAGCCCUGGACAGCAAACACUUUUAGGGUUGAAAACAGCUGUUAUACAGACUACUCCGCCACAUGACCUGACAGCCACACAAAUCCCUCCCUCUCCACCUUCCCCUUCAAUUCAGGGUCAGAGUGUGUUGAGUUAUAGCCCAUCUCGUUCACCCAGUACCAGUCCCAAAUUCACUACCAGCUGUAUGACUGGAUACAGCCCUCAGCUACAAGGUCUGUCCUCAGGUAGCAGUGGUUCUUACAGCCCUGGAGUCACCUACUCACCUGUCAGUGGUUAUAAUAAGUUGGCAAGCUUUAGUCCCUCUCCUCCAUACCCUACCACUGUUGGACCAGUAGAGAGCAGUGGAUUGAGAUCUCGCUACCGUUCUUCUCCCACUGUCUAUAACUCACCUACUGACAAAGAAGGCUACAUGACAGACCUACGGACUUUGGACACUUUUCUUAGGUGUGAAGAAGAGAAACAGCAUAGGGUUAAGUUGGGGAGCCCAGAUUCUACCUCUCCUUCCAGCAGUCCUACUUUUUGGAACUACAGUCGUUCUGUGGGGGAUUAUGCACAAACUCUAAAGAAGUUUCAGUAUCAGCUUGCCUGUAGGUCUCAGGCCCCAUGUGCUAACAAAGAUGAAGCCGAUCUCAGUUCUAAACAAGCUGCAGAAGAGGUUUGGGCAAGAGUGACUAUGAAUAGACAACUUCUUGAUCAUAUGGAUUCAUGGACAGCUAAGUUUAGAAAUUGGAUCAAUGAGACAAUAUUAGUGCCACUUGUUCAAGAGAUUGAGUCUGUCAGCACACAGAUGAGACGAAUGGGCUGUCCAGAGCUACAAAUAGGAGAGGCUAGUAUUACUAGCUUGAAACAAGCUGCCCUGGUCAAAGCCCCUCUCAUUCCGACUCUGAAUACAAUCGUGCAGUAUCUAGACCUCACACCAAAUCAGGAAUACUUAUUUGAAAGGAUCAAAGAACUUUCUCAGGGAGGUUGUAUGAGCUCAUUUCGAUGGAACAGAGGUGGAGACUUCAGAGGACGAAAGUGGGACACAGACCUGCCCACUGAUUCUGCUAUCAUCAUGCAUGUAUUUUGCACAUACCUUGAUUCCAGAUUACCUCCACAUCCUAAGUACCCUGACGGAAAAACAUUUACUUCUCAGCACUUUGUUCAGACACCAAAUAAACCAGAUGUUACGAAUGAGAAUGUUUUUUGCAUUUAUCAGAGUGCUAUCAACCCUCCCCAUUAUGAGUUGAUAUACCAACGUCAUGUCUACAAUCUUCCAAAGGGCAGAAAUAAUAUGUUUCAUACAUUGUUAAUGUUUCUCUAUAUCAUAAAGACCAAAGAGUCAGGAAUGCUUGGGAGAGUUAAUCUUGGUCUAUCCGGUGUGAAUAUUUUGUGGAUUUUUGGCGAGUAGGGGAUCAUUUAAUUCCAAACAUUUGGACUUCUAUUUCACUGAACCAGAAGUUGUUGAAUCUAACCAUCUCUGAGUCACUGCCUCUUCUUAUUUCUAUGAAAUAAGAUACGCAUGUGUAUAUGCUACAAACCCUUUAGAUUUAACAAAAAAUUAACUAUUAUGAAACGUCCUUGUGAAAAUGUCCUGUAUCUUCUACACCAAGAGAUAUUAUCUUCAGUUUUACAUCACAUUUUAGAAAUUUCAGUUGACUUCAGGUUUUUAUUGGCCCAAAUCAGUGCCAUUCCUCCUUAAUUAAAUGUGAGUCCUUUUUCAUUGUAACCCUCAAAGAAGAGUCACCCACCUGACUCUUCCACCA